UCAAUCGGAACUACUGCUGCUAUCUCACAUGAUGAUUCCAUGAUUGCAACAAGCUCAAGAACUCACAUACGUGCAAACACUGGUGUACUGUACAGUACACACGACUGCAGCUGAUGUGUGUGUGUGUAUAUAGGCGUCUUCAUUUCCCUCCAAGGCUCCGACCAAGCAGCACAAUAGCUUAUUAGCCAGAGCUUAGAGACCUACAGCCGAUGAGGCCACCGGUGACGCGCACGCGUCCCCAGCUGCGUCCUCGUCCGGUGCCAUUGGUGACGACGGUGCUCAUUUCCGUAUUGGUGUUCUCGGUGCUGUGCCAUCCUGCUGCCGCCGCCGACGCGAGCAGAGCGCUGCACUACCACCGGAAGCACCGGAGGCACCACAACAGGCACCACCGCGCGGAGAACAGCGGCGGCCACAUCGCCCUGCCACCUGCCCCCGCGCUCCCUCCCGACGUCGACGGCGACUCUCCGACCGAGCCGCCGGGUUUGCCUCCGGACGCCGGCGACAACAGCUCAUCAGCCGUGUUCGACGUGAGGGCGUUCGGGGCGUCGGGCAACGCCUCGGGCAACGACACGCGCGCGUUCCGCGCGGCGUGGAAGGCGGCGUGCUCCUCCAGCUCCGCCACGGCCACGCUCCUAGUGCCGUCGGAUGGCGUGUUCACGAUCACCUCCACCAUCUUCGCCGGGCCGUGCAAGUCCACGCUGACCUUCCAGAUCGACGGCGUGCUGAUGCCGCCGGACGGGCCGGCGAGCUGGCCGGCGGCGGACAGCCGGAGGCAGUGGCUCGUCUUCUACAAGGCCGACGGCGUGACGCUGGCGGGGAAGGGCACCAUCGAGGGCAACGGCGAGGAGUGGUGGGAUCUCCCGUGCAAGCCUCACCGGGGCCCCAACGGAUCGACGCUGCCCGGACCAUGUGACAGCCCUGCGCUGAUACGGUUCUUCCUGAGCAACGACGUGACGGUGCGCGGCCUGCGGAUCGAGAACAGCCCGCAGUUCCACCUCAAGUUCGACGACUGCGCGCGGGUGCGCGUCGACGGGCUCUUCAUCAGCUCGCCGGCGUCCAGCCCCAACACCGACGGCGUCCACGUCGAGAACACCACGGCCGUCCAGAUUCUCAACUCCAGGAUCUACAACGGCGACGACUGCGUCUCCAUCGGCGCCGGCUGCUCCGACGUCCACAUCGAGAACGUAACAUGCGGCCACGGCCAUGGCAUAAGCAUCGGCAGCCUGGGCGUCCACAACACGCGCGCCUGCGUGUCCAACGUCACGGUCCGGAACGCGCGGAUCAUCGACUCCGACAACGGCCUCCGGAUCAAGACGUGGCAGGGCGGCGCCGGCGCCGUGUCGGGCGUCGAGUUCGCCGGCGUGCGGGUGCAGAACGUCAGGAACUGCAUCGUCAUCGACCAGUACUACUGCCUCGGCAGCGGGUGCGCCAACCAGACCUCCGCGGUGCGCGUCGACGGCGUCGCGUACCGGGACAUUCGCGGCACGUACAACCCGCGCGCCGGCGCGCCCAUCCGCCUCGCCUGCAGCGACGCCGUCGCGUGCACGGGCAUCGCCAUGUCCGGAGUCGAGCUGCUGCCGGCCGGCGGUGGCGGCGGCGGCGCAGAGGCGCGGCUCGCUGAACCCUACUGCUGGAACGCGUACGGGGUGAUGGAGACGCUCACGGAGCCGCCGGUCUACUGCUUGCAGGAAGGCCGCCCGGAUUCCCUGCAAGAUCAGCUCACGAGUUGCUGAGAUGUGACAGUUUUCUUUUCUCUAACAAUUUUUUUCCUUUCCUAAUAGGAAACUCCUAUAAUAGUUACAAGCUAACAAACUUUAUGUCCAACAUAUGACAAAUCGCAAAUACGUAAACAAUGUAACAAUUCCUCGGAUGGCAUGUAUUCGCAAAAUGGAUACAGAUGAGAACUGAAUUUUGA
Messenger RNA from Panicum hallii, 1915 nucleotides. Its product is annotated as polygalacturonase At1g48100-like. The record is from RefSeq and is a predicted model, not a curated record. NCBI's taxonomy places the organism in Eukaryota, Viridiplantae, Streptophyta, Magnoliopsida, Poales, Poaceae. Gene Ontology annotation, biological process: carbohydrate metabolic process. Bases 210 to 1733 code for a protein of 507 amino acids. The transcript is spliced from 7 exons. Gene Ontology annotation, molecular function: polygalacturonase activity.